Molecule: messenger RNA, 627 nt
Organism: Eremomyces bilateralis CBS 781.70
Lineage: Eukaryota; Fungi; Ascomycota; Dothideomycetes; Eremomycetales; Eremomycetaceae
Exons: 2
Coding region: 1-627 (208 amino acids)
Source: RefSeq, a predicted model, not a curated record
AUGGCUCGACUAUUCUGGAAUCUAAAGGAGAUGGACGACUCUAUCCUAAACCUUUACGCCCUGAAUUCGUUCACUGACUCUCAGAAACCUCUCAGAAAGUACCUGUUUCAGAGUCCGAAAUUGCUGCAUGAUUCUACCGUAAGACCAUCCCGACCUCAGGACCUUGUUCAUGUCAAAACAGAACUAGCGCAAACGAUACGGAGUUUAAUAUGGCAAAGACCAGGCUGCAAAUUGUACUCGCUAGUGAUCCUGUCCAUGCGAGACUCGUAUACCACGCGGCAUCCAUCAUGGCAAUUUCUAGAGUGCACAGUCAACACCCCAUGCGAGAUAACGAGGGAUUUUGACGCUUAUGCAUAUGUUAUUGCAUUUGUCAAAUUCGGCUCAGGAAAGAGGAAGACACCUGUCAAUCCUAGCACUCCCGUUAUGGCCAGCGGCACUUUUGCCAAUGAAGCCAGCGAAAGUGAAGGUUCCGUCAGGCUCGACCGUAUUCCUUGGUCUCGUACAGCCGCGCAGAAUAAUGCAGUUGAAAUCUGGAUCAGCAAUAAUUGUGGCUAUCCUUCCAUUGAUGAUGCAUACGACAUCUACGAAGCAGGCGGCUAUGCAAAACUCAAGACCAUUGCCCUUUAG